GCCAGGAAUAACUUGUUCGGCACGUCGGUCGCGCCGCCGCCAUUCCCGACGCGAUCUCAUGGCGUCUGUGGGAACGCGGCUGUUCACAGCCACAGCCCACUUCCUUCGCACAAAGCCGAUGCUGAACGAAGACGAGAUUAGGUCCAUGUUCACCCUAAAGGAGUAUCUCGACCGGGUAUACCGCUACCACCGACGCCGCUCGAGUAUGAGCAGUUCUGGUCGGCAAUACUUCAACGCAUCCAACUUCCGACCCGUGACUCGAGCAUCGUCAAGGUCGUCCGGAUCUAGGAGAUCCGUCGGACUGGUAGCGUCCCGCGCGGAAACCGAGUGCGGUCUAGCCACGGCCGCCAUCAAGGGCAUCCUGUGCGCCGUCCACCCAUUCACGGAACUCUCCGAAUACGAAGUGAACACGUCCGUGUUUGAAAAACUGUUUGGGACCACGAUCGCGUUCUACUGGUCCCUCUACAAGCCCAUUGCGACCAAAAUUGCAGUCGCCACGACACUGUGGAGCUUGCUCUACAACUCGCCGCUCCAGGACCAGUUCUAUCACGUCAUCAGCGAAACAGUGUGCCGGUUCAUCUCCAUGUUUGCCAUCCUGUGGCUCGUGCUCUACUUUUGGUCGCAGCUCAACUGGCGCAUGACUGUCACGGUCCUCGGGUACUUUGACGCGUGGUUCUUCAUUACGCAAGCAAUUCUGUACGCCAUUGCGAUCAUGGCGCUGUACGAAUGGGACGUAGUCGUGGUCGUGUACAACGUGUUUGGGAUUCUGGGCUUCUCCGCCGUGAUCGCAUACGACGCGUAUCCGUUGUCGAUGCGGAAUCUAGCCAAGUACAUGCUGUUUGCCAUCAUGGUGUGUCUUUGUGGCGGCAUGGUCAUGAUGAGCCUCGACAGCGGGUUCAUGGACCGGUCGCUGCACAUGGAUGUGAUGCAUGGCCUCGUCCAUGCCAACUGCCACGUUGACGGCAAUUUAACGCUGACGUGGAGCUUCAACGUGUACGACUUCGCGAUCCAGCGGCUCCAGAUUCUCACCGUGUACAUGAUGCGCAACACGUACUGGGCGUUCAAUGCGCCGAGGUACUGCGUGAUCAUCAAGUCCCGUGUCGCCCUGGAGGAAGUCCCAGUGAUUGGGGUGCGCGUCGUGCCAGCCGAGGCCCAGCUCGGCCGCCGCAACACACUCGUCCGCCAGUCGUUCAAGGAAAGCAACCGCGCCCUUGGUACCCCGCAACCUGAUCAAGUCACGUCGCGCCCGAUGGGUUCGUCGCUGGGGGCAUCGACGGCAGCUGGGACCCCAGCGGCCGCGUCGACGACCAUCUUCGUGUCCGAGUCGAGUCGGAAAGUGACGCCGACGCUGCUGCAGCCCAACACUGGCCCUCUCUACGCUCUGCACCCGAUUCAAAACAACGCGAUCCACACCUACGACGGCCACCACCGCAUGAGCAUCGUAAGCGUGCCCAACGUCGACAUGCUCGCGAGCAAAUCGUCCGCCGACUACGACGUCGACACGGAUAAUAUUUCAACCGACCCUGGUGGAUUGCUCGAUGAGGCGGCAUCCAGCACCGUCGUUAUGAGCGCCGCCCUGCCCGUCCAUCGACCGCCCAAGCCCACAACGUCCCUUCACCUUCCCAAACUCAGCACGCAGAAGCUCCUCCUCGGCAACGUAAUCGGGUCCCGACACAUGACCAACGGGUCCCUGCGAACGUCGACCGCCCAAUCGGCGAUUCCAACAUUGUCUCGCGGAAAUGGUCUCCGCAUCCCUGUCAAGACUCGCAAAAGCUCGAGCUUCCCGCGGAACCUCCACGCUCUCUCCGGCGCUCCCAAACCCGCGUCCAUGGCGCAGGUCAGUCAAGCGAAGUCAGGACAUGCCCAUGAAAGGAAGUAGGGACAUCAUCUUAAUUUAAUAGACCGGAUCGAGCCACGGUGACGCCGGCGCCAUCGUAAACACCAACGUGCCUGGCACGAUCACGCCGUCCUUCCACUCGCCGCGC
Messenger RNA from Aphanomyces invadans, 1985 nucleotides. RefSeq lists its product as hypothetical. The record is from RefSeq and is a predicted model, not a curated record. The coding region runs from base 59 to 1879 and encodes 606 amino acids. The transcript is spliced from 3 exons. NCBI's taxonomy places the organism in Eukaryota, Oomycota, Saprolegniomycetes, Saprolegniales, Verrucalvaceae.